AUGAAUAUAAAAUUAGUAGGAAUGCGUAGGGAAACCCGAGCCUAUCUAUCGUUCCUAUCCACGAUCCACGACGAACAGACUGGUGGCUCAUCCAGAAGCUUCGCCCCAUCCACUCCAAUUUACUCGGUCAUUGCUUCCCGUAACGCACCGACCGCACCGCAUCGUCCGUCUGCUCGACCAUAUGUGCGCGUCGUCAACGUCGACGCCAACUACAAAUUAUCAAUCCACUAA
Necator americanus (New World hookworm) is the source of this 231-nucleotide messenger RNA. RefSeq lists its product as uncharacterized. Bases 1 to 231 code for a protein of 76 amino acids. The record is from RefSeq and is a predicted model, not a curated record. NCBI's taxonomy places the organism in Eukaryota, Metazoa, Nematoda, Chromadorea, Rhabditida, Ancylostomatidae. The transcript has 2 exons.